Molecule: messenger RNA, 1458 nt
Organism: Ilex paraguariensis (yerba mate)
Lineage: Eukaryota; Viridiplantae; Streptophyta; Magnoliopsida; Aquifoliales; Aquifoliaceae
Source: the annotation of a GenBank genome assembly
AUGCUGACAAAGCAAUUCCCUGAUUCUCUCUUUUUCAUCCGAAACAUCGAAAACCUGAGCCCGUUGCAAGUGCUACACCUCAACAGCAUUGCCUUCAAUGCCAACAAUCUGCUGCAGUCAUUGAGGGCAUUUUCAGCCCUGAAGACCCUCUAUUUUCAAUCUAGCAAGUUUGAAGGAACAAUUACUGUUCAAGAGAUUUACAACCAUAGCAAUUUGGAGGAGUUGAUUAUGGAUUACUCUUCUCUUGAUAAGAAAUUUCUUCAAGGCAUAAGUGGGAUGACUUCCCUUGAGGUCCUAUCUUUGUUCAGCUGUGACCUCAACGGCACCCUACCAGUUCAAGAAGUAGAUGUUAGUGGAAAUGAGCUUGAAGGGAUCCUUCCUUUGUGCAUGGGAAACUUGACAUCUCUUCGACUAAUCGAUCUCUCUUCCAACCGGUUCACCGGAGAUAUUGCCUCGUCUUCCCUUACUGCUCUCACACUGCUCGAAUACCUUUCAUUUUUAGAUAACAGCUUCCAAAUCCCUGUUUCAUUCAGCUCAUUCGUUAACUUUUCGAACCUUAAGAAUGACUUGAGAGUUCUUGAUCUCUCCCACGACUACUUGCAAGGAAAGUUCCCUUCUUGGCUGUUACAGAACAAUACAAAACUGAAAGAUUUGAACCUUAGAGAUAAGAACUUCACAGGGCCAUUCCAGCUACGCUCUCGUCCAAAUCCUGAAAUUUUGAGACUAGACCUUUCCAAGAAAGACAUACCAGAUCCAACAAAUAUGACUUCUGUCUUUCCAAAUUUAAGAAUACUAAACUUGUCAAGAAAUAUAUUUGAAGGUAAUAUACCUUCAUAUUUUCAUGAUAUGAAAUUCCUUUGGGCGUUAGAUCUGUCUAACAACAAUAUGUCAGGAGAAAUACCAGAGCACUUGGCUGUGGGUUGCUUGUCGUUAAUUUUUCUCAAGCUAUCAAACAAUAAGUUCGAAGGGCAAAUAUUUCCCCAAGUUGUGAACUUGCCAAAGUUGGAAUGCUUGUAUUUGGAUGGUAAUCGCUUCUCCGGAGGGAUCCCAGAUAGCUUGUCAAACAUCAGCUUGUUAGUAUUGGACCUCACUAGUAACAAUAUGUCUGGCAAACUUCCAAGAUGGAUAGGAAAUAUGUCAAGCACAAAAGAGAUUGCAAUAUCCAAUAAUAAUCUUCAAAGCUCUAUUCUAGUAGAGUUCUGCAAACUUGACAACCUUUUGUUUCUAAACCUUUCUGAGAACAAUCUGACUGGAUCAAUACCAUCUUGCUUCAACCCCUCCAACAUAAAGCAUGUCCAUCUGUUUAAAAACCGGCUAACAGGCCCAAUUACACGUGCUUUCUAUAAAAGCACUUCUUUGGUCACAUUAGAUCUUAGAGAUAACUAUUUAUCAGGCAGCAUUCCAAAAUGGAUUGGCACCCUUUUGGAGCCAAGUAUUCUUCUCUUGAGAGCUAAUUGA